Messenger RNA from Meloidogyne enterolobii, 369 nucleotides. NCBI's taxonomy places the organism in Eukaryota, Metazoa, Nematoda, Chromadorea, Rhabditida, Meloidogynidae. The record is from the annotation of a GenBank genome assembly.
UUUCAAGAAAUCAAGAAUCGUCAGGGAGAUUUUAUGCGGGCAUUUAAUGAAGGGGAUGCUAAAGGGGCUGCUGAAAUAUAUGAUCCAGAUGGUUAUUUUAUGCCUAAUGGACAUUCUCCAGUUAAAGGUCGUUCAGGGAUAGAGGCAUUCUUUCAAAAAGAUAUGGCUGAUGGUGUUAGUAGUGCACAGAUAAUAACAGAAGAAGUUAAUGGUUCUGGAGAUUGGGCUUUUGAAAGAGGAAGUUAUCAUUUAGAAUGUGGAAGAGGUACAGAAUCUGGUGCUUAUUUACAAGUUUGGAAGCGAAUUAAUGGUGUUUGGUUGGUUCACAAUGAUUGCUUUAAUGUUGUCCAAUCUCCACGGAAGUCAUAA